Bolinopsis microptera is the source of this 2102-nucleotide messenger RNA. RefSeq names its product ADP-dependent glucokinase-like. The record is from RefSeq and is a predicted model, not a curated record. The transcript is spliced from 10 exons. Gene Ontology annotation, molecular function: ADP-specific glucokinase activity. Gene Ontology annotation, biological process: glucose metabolic process. Gene Ontology annotation, cellular component: endoplasmic reticulum. Lineage: Eukaryota; Metazoa; Ctenophora; Tentaculata; Lobata; Bolinopsidae. The coding region runs from base 13 to 1539 and encodes 508 amino acids.
GCUGUAGCUAAUAUGGCGGUGACUCGGCGCAAGCUGUAUGAGCCUAGCGCUGAAGACCAGGCCUCGAACCAAUCUGCGGAGGAAUCGCCCAAGAUAAAGCCAAUGCCAACAAGCAGGAAAAUAAGCGCUAUAUUCUUCUUUGCUCUUAGUGCCUUCAUCAUUCUGUUCUUGCUGUAUACCACGUAUCAGAGGCAUUGGAGGGUGAACACCAUCAAGUCAGGCUUAGUCGACAUCGAGAAGGGAAUUGCUCUGCCACAAAACAAACGUAUACUGGUUGGAGUAGGAGGAUGUCUUGAUAUAUUCGUGCGAGCAGCGGAUCUGAUGGACGCUCUGUCGGUCUCACCGCCCGAAUCUAUUGGUGACCCUCCUCAGGGUCUCAACUCUUUGGAAGACGUUGUCACAGAAUUCUUAACAUUCUUUGUUGAGGGGGCUGCUGCUGAGCGGUAUGUACAAUCUGAGGAACUCUGGUUGAAGAUUAGAGCUGCAGCGCUUAGUUUAGGUCCUGAGUUGAAAUUAGGAGGCAAUGGACCAGUUAUUGCUAAGAGAAUGGUUGAAGAGGGGGCUGAGGUUUUACUGGCUAUCCAGAACGAGAAGAUAUACCGGGACAGAAUAAUAAAAGAAAUUAAGAUGCCCGGUGAGACUGUGGAUACAGAAAGUGAAGAUUACGACCUGCAUAUUAUUCUUGAGUUUGAUAAGGGAGACAAGUGGGGACCUUACAUGGCUACACGUGGAAACAGGUACAUUGUACACAGAGACCUCCACAACCCGCAACUCAAAGGUCUGGCUGCAGUCCGGUCCGCUGUUAAAGAUUUUAAACCUCAUCUUGUGGUACUGGGUGGUCUUCAGAUGCUAGACACUUAUCCUUUCACUGAGGAGGAACUUAAUGCUAGAUUAAACGAACUUGACGAAUUCCUGUCAGAGCUACCAUCUGAUACUUUGGUUCACUUCGAGAUGGCCUCUUUUGUUAACCCACACUUCUUGAAGAGGCUCACUGACGUUAUUCUACCUUACUCCGACUCGAUUGGAAUGAACGAACAAGAGCUUCCCAAUCUUAGUUCUCUUAUUAAAUCAGGAACCAUCGUUUACAUCAGCGACAGCAAGAUAAAAGUCUCCCAAACAAUGGACCACACCCGUGAACUGUUAGCUAUCCUCAACGACCUGCCUCGACACAAGCCCCUAACUCGAGUACACAUUCACACCCUGGCUUAUCAAGCUGUGUUUACUGUCAGGGAGAAUGAUAAGUGGAUGAGUGGAAUAACAACUGCUGUUAAAUCUAGCCUCACUGCUACCAGAUACGUAUGUGGAGAUGAGAGUAUAGACUCUACCAAGAUAAAGAUGAUUCUAGACGAGUCGUUCUCCUCCUCCUCUAUACCUGGUUCUCAGAGGAUCCCCAUUAUUGACUCUACCCCUGUCAGCUGCUGGCCUGACGGUCCUUACGAGAUCUGUCUAGCUCCGGUUCUAGUUUGUACACAGAUAAAACAAACAGGUGGUGGUGGUGAUAACCUGACCGGGGUGGGACUACUUUACCACCUCAAAUAGGUGAUAACCUGACCGGGGUGGGACUACUUUACCACCUCAAAUAGGUGAUAACCUGACCGGGGUGGGACUGCUUUACCACCUCAAGUAGGUCUGUUUCGUGGGCUUCAGUAAGAAUCCUCAUGUCAAGUCUGAUUUACUGGCGAUGUAUGGUUAUUGGUUAAGCGUAACAAUUUACAUCAAAAAACUUACUACUCUUCGAUAGAUUUUACCUUCGAAGAUGGGAACAGUAUAAGCUCAGGAUGAAGCAAUGUUUUGCUGAUAAUUCUGAUAUAAUUUAUUAAAAAUUAAUUUUUUUCAUCGCUCUUCUUUUGAUGAUAAUUCUUAUUGUUUAUAAAACUUGCUUUAAAUGCGUGAUAAAUACAAUCUUUUGCGUGAUAAAUACAUUCUUUUGCGUGAUUGGUAGUAGUGAACUAUGGACUCAGAAGAAAUAGAUUUAUAAGUUAAAUAGUCCUUAAAAUAUGUACAGUUUUUUAUCAAAUAUAAAUGAAAUGAGUUUGUGCGUUUGUGCGUUUAUUUGUUCGCUUGAUGUAUCUCAUAAUAUCAUUACUAUUAUUACUUUACAA